AGCCUCCCUGCGGCCCCACAGCCAGCCUGCCCACUUCUCUUUCAGGUUUCUCCAAGUGCCUCCCUGCUCCUGUUUGCUUCCCCAUCUCUCCAGGUUUCCGUCUUCCCAGUUCCCUUCCCGGGCUGGUGGCAGUGGGGGCUGUGCCUGGUGGGCCCCACAGAGAUGCUCAGUGCUCGGGAUCGCCGGGACCGGCCCCCCGAAGAGGGGGCAGCUGCAGUGCUCCAGGGCUUCGCCGUGGACAAGACCUUCCUCUCCUCCCUCAAAGGCAUCUUGCUGGAAACUGAGCUGGCCCUGACCUUCAUCAUCUUCAUCUGCUUCACGGCCUCCAUCUCCGCCUACAUGGCUGCAGCACUGCUCGAGUUCUUCAUCACACUCGCUUUCCUCUUCCUCUACGCCACCCAGUACUAUCAGCGCUUUGAUCGGCUGAACUGGCCGUGUCUGGACUUCCUCCGCUGUGUCAGUGCCAUCAUCAUCUUCCUGGUGGUCUCCUUUGCGGCUGUGACCUCCCGGGAUGGAGCUGCCAUUGCUGCUUUUGUUUUUGGCAUCAUCCUGGUUUCCGUCUUUGCCUAUGAUGCCUUCAAGAUCUACCGGACUGAGAUGGCACCCAGGACCACCCAGGAUGACCAGCAGUGACCCUGAGCUACCUGGCUCCCAGGCCCAGCCAGACAAAGGCAACAGUGCACAUUUCCUUUGGUUUCACUAGCCCACAGCCUACUACCUCCCAGCCAGGCCUACAGAGAUGGAUUCUGGCCUGAGAAGUCACCAGAUACUUGUCUGUGGGGCUCAGUGCUCUGAUGAAGCUUCAACAGGAAGGAGGUGUUUUGGGGAGGGAGGGCAGGAGGAAGCUGGUCA
Panthera uncia (snow leopard) is the source of this 852-nucleotide messenger RNA. It is a transcript of the gene CMTM5, whose product is annotated as CKLF like MARVEL transmembrane domain containing 5. Bases 163 to 633 code for a protein of 156 amino acids. NCBI's taxonomy places the organism in Eukaryota, Metazoa, Chordata, Mammalia, Carnivora, Felidae. Gene Ontology annotation, cellular component: membrane. The record is from RefSeq and is a predicted model, not a curated record. The transcript is spliced from 5 exons.